AUGCCGACAUAUAAUCCACCAGGCGAGCAGCACACUGCAUUCAUGCAAUGGGCCAUUGCUGAAGGCGUCAAAGUAAAUGGGGUAGAACCUGCCAGGAUCCCUGGCCGAGGGUUGGGUAUGAUAGCGACACGGGACAUACAAGAAAAUGAGGUAAUGGUUGAAGUGCCAAGAUCAGCCAUGCUAAGCAUUGAUAGCAUACCGGCUGAUUUCGUCAACAUGUUCAAUGGCAUAUCUACACACGGUCUACUCGCCGCGUUUCUCACUCAUGGUGAUCCGAAAACCUUGAAGAGAUAUGAUCUCUGGAAAGCUACAUGGCCGACCCUUCCGGACUUUGAGGAGGGAAUGCCGAUCCUCUGGUCUAAAGAACUCGGAGGCUCAGGAUUAAAGACUCCGAUUUCUACUAUCGCCACCACAUCCCAUCAACAUGACCUAUCACCUAUCACACUCCCGCCCUCAGUUUCCGGGUUGUGGAACACAUUUCACAAAAAGCCCCUCGCAGAAGAAUAUACAACGAAGCAUCAGAAUCUUCUCGCUCAACAAGAAGCUCGACUACGAGAAGCAUGGCGAGACGUCAUCGCCGUCUUCCCAGAUACAGAUUGGGAGAAAUUCUCGUAUCAUUGGUUAAUUGUUAAUACGAGGAGUUUCUAUUAUCUGAUGCCCGGGCAAGACCCGCCAGAAGACACAAAUGAUGCUAUGGCUAUGGUGCCGUUUGCGGAUUAUUUUAAUCAUACAGAUGAUGCGGAAUGUGAGGUACAUUUUGAUGGGAAGAGCUAUACAUUUCGGGCGACGAGAUUAUAUAAAAAGGGGGAAGAGAUAUACAUGAGUUACGGCCCACAUCCAAAUGACUUUCUUUUCGUUGAAUACGGAUUCUACCUCGAAACCAACGAAUCUGAUGCCAUAUUCCUGGACGACAUCAUCUUCAAAGACUUUACAGUCGCCGAAAAGGAAGAACUAAUCCGCCAAAGAUAUUAUGGAAAUUAUCAAAUCACUUUGGAAUCUGGCCCUUGUUUCCGCACCGAAGUCGCAGCAAGUAUGAAAUGCAUGUCUCGACGUAACUGGCGGAAUUACAUUCAGGGUUGCGGCGCACCGCCAAUUCCGGUAAAAGUUAAUGCCAUUAUUAGGGAUUGGGUUGAUGUAUAUCUCAAAGAUGCCACAGAGACAAUGGCCAAAUUGGAAGAGAUGCUUUCACGAGAGAAAGAUAGUUUGGCUCAGCGGAAGAUUAAGAUGUUGAUAGGGAGGUGGGAGCAGAUUAAACAGUUGUGUGAGGCUGUGAGUUCGAAGCUUGAUUGA
Messenger RNA from Talaromyces marneffei, 1290 nucleotides. RefSeq lists its product as uncharacterized. The record is from RefSeq and is a predicted model, not a curated record. Lineage: Eukaryota; Fungi; Ascomycota; Eurotiomycetes; Eurotiales; Trichocomaceae. The transcript is spliced from 6 exons. Gene Ontology annotation, molecular function: protein binding; protein-lysine N-methyltransferase activity. Gene Ontology annotation, biological process: peptidyl-lysine monomethylation; peptidyl-lysine trimethylation. Bases 1 to 1290 code for a protein of 429 amino acids.